This is a messenger RNA of Ostertagia ostertagi, 414 nucleotides long. NCBI's taxonomy places the organism in Eukaryota, Metazoa, Nematoda, Chromadorea, Rhabditida, Trichostrongylidae. The record is from the annotation of a GenBank genome assembly.
AUGAUUACGUUGUUGUGUUGGUACUGUGCAGUACAAGGUAUUAUCGUCAAUGGUCUCGUGCCUUCAUCGAUCUCUUCAAUAGAACGUCGGUUCAAACUUAGCACUAGCACUAUGGGUCGCAUCGUUCAGUUUUAUGACUUUGGAUACGUCUUAUUUUGUAUACCUGUGUCUUACUUUGGCGGACGGCAUAGCAAGCCUGCCGUACUUGGUGCUGGUGUUGCUCUAAUUUGUAUUGGUAGUCUUUUGUUUUCCACGCCUCAUAUGCUAGCAGAUAGUUAUUCGGCUAAUCAAGAUCAUAAAUCGUUUGGCGCUUGUUCCAUCAGAACUCUGUGGAAUUCCUCGGACGAAGAUUCAUCGGCAUUCAGCGCCAGCUGUGCGGCACAAAAACAGAACCAGGUGCUCUUCCUUGUCUAA